AUGGUCCAACUCGCCCACAUCUUCAAAAAGGACAAGGAUAAGGAGAAGACCGAGAAGAACAAACCUGAUAUACGUUCAUCUCGAAAUUCCUUCUCCGCUUCGCGCACAUCUCCAUCUCCGAAGUCGCCCUCCAAAUCCCCAACUAAGUCACCUACCAAAUCUCCUUCCAAAUCCUCGUCCCCCACCAAACCCUCCAAAUCUUCCAAACAGUCCUAUUUUUCCCACAGUCGGUCAUCCUCCAAUUCCGGACCGACCGCCAGUUUCAAGUUUUCUCGGUCUUCGCGUGACCAGGACGUACACCCACUCAAUCUCCCACCCGACGAGCUACGUCGUCGAUUGUCCGCCAUGGCAGCAUCCAACGAAGAGCAGCGGAGCUCCAUGGAUAUUGAUCCCCAAGAACCCCAGAAUAAUGGCGUGAAUGGCACUGAGGAGCGGAGUCCGACCCCGCCACCGCACCAGCCGAAUUCAGCUUCUGCCGAUGAGGCCGACUCCUUCAAGCUGGCCGGAAACAAGUUCUUCAAGGAUGGCAACUAUCGACGAGCUAUCGAGGAAUACAACAAGGCCAUCGAGAUUAAUCCCAACUCAUCGGCCUAUCUCUCUAACCGAGCGGCGGCCUAUAUGUCCGCUAAGCAAUUUUCGAAUGCGCUUGAGGAUGUUCAGCGCUCUAACGAGCUCGAUCCUAACAACCCAAAGAUCAUGCACCGAUGGGCUAAGAUUCUGACGAGUUUGGGUCGACCUGCAGAGGCCCUGGAGGUGUUGUCACGCAUCCAGCCACCAGCGACCGCCACUGAUCGGGCAGCCGCAGAGAAGAUGCUGCGCUUCGUUACCCAAGCCGAAGAGACUAUAGCGCAAGACCGCGGUCUGUCGAUGGUGAUCUAUUGUCUAGACCAGGCACGGCAAGGACUCGGACAAGGUGUCAGGGAGCCCCGCAAAUGGACACUUUUGGCCGCCGAGGCCCAUCUGAAGCUGAACAACAUGAACUCGCUAGGCAAGGCGCAGGACAUUGCGAUCAGCUUGUUGCGCGAGAACAGCCAAGACCCGGAUGCGAUGAUGAUCCGUGCCCGCGCCUUCUAUGCCCUCGGUGAGUCCGAGCAGGCGCAGAAGCUUCUGAAGAUGUGCCUCGGGCUGGACCCAGAUAUGAAGCAGGCCAUCAAGCUGCUGCGCAUUGUGCAGAAGCUGUCUCGCACGAAGGAGGAAGGAAACACCGCUUUCAAGGCCAAGGAUUAUCGCCGUGCUAUCGAUCUUUGGACCCAGGCUCUCGAGGUUGACCCUUCCAACAAGGAUAUGAACGCCAAGAUUCUGGGUAACCGUGCUCAGGCUUACAUCAACUUGAAGGAGUAUGACUCUGCCAUUCAGGACUGUACCGAAGCUCUCCGUCUCGACCCCGGGUAUAUUAAGGCUAUGAAGUGCCGUGCCAAGGCCCACGGCAAGGCCGGUAACUGGGAGGAGGCUGUUCGUGACUAUAAGAGCGUUGCUGAGAACAACCCCAGCGAGAGCGGCAUUGCGGAGGAGAUCCACGAAGCUGAAUUCGAGCUGAAGAAGUCCCAACGCAAAGACUACUAUAAGAUUUUGGGAGUCGACAAGGAUGCCAGCGAGCAGGACAUCAAGAAGGCCUACCGCAAGCUGGCUAUUGUAUACCACCCAGAUAAGAACCGUGACGGUGCAGCCGGCGAUGAGAAGUUCAAGGAGAUUGGUGAAGCCUAUGAGAAUUUGAUUGAUCCUCAGAAACGUGCUGCUUUUGAUAACGGAGACGAUCUGAGGGAGGGCAUGUAUGGCGGUGGCGGUUUCCCCGGCGGUGGUGGUUUCCCGGGCGGUGGUGGUUUCCACGCUGGUGGUUUCCCUGCCGGCGGGUUCGGCGGCGGUAUCGAUCCCGAAAUGCUUCGCAACAUGAUGAACGGCGGCGGCGGCGGCGACCCCUUCGGUCAUUCUCAUGGCGGCUUUCACUUCUAGAUGAAGCCAUCUAACCCAUUCUAUUCACUUGAUACCACGACUGAUUCUUUCUUCUUUCGUCUCAAGAUGACGAAACCCCAAAACAGGAAUUCGCAUGUCUUUAACCGGAGUUGGAGUUGCACCUCGAUAUCUUGCAUGUUGAUUUGUUGGAUAUUGGGGUUUUACUUUUUUUUGCCCACUGCCAUAUCACGAUUUUUUUUUCACUGUGUUUCUGCGGAGACGCCAUAUGAUUCCCGAUAUGAUAGAUUUGAAGCUUUUUUUCUUCGGUCUCAUCUUUUCUUUCCCCCUUUUCCUCUUUCACCCUUGUGGCUUCUUUCGGGGGAUUUUGUAUAUGAGUGCUGCAAUCUGGAGUGAUCUAGGGGAACAGUGCAUUUAUGGACGAUGGUUUUGAAAUCCAUAUGCACAGAAGACCUACAAGCUCUACAUCCGAUCAACCAUUUUCGGCGUUUGUCUUUUGUCUUAUUCUUCUCCUGAGAUUCGCUCUUGGCUUUGGCUUUGGCUUUGACUUUAGACUUAGAGAGAUUUGCUUCGCAUGUUUUGGCUCUCGAUGCACUUUGUGAGGUUUUCAUUAUAGCCAAGCAAAAGCAUAUGUGGCAUAUACACCUGCAUGACACUCAUAAGACAAAGAUUUCUAUCAGAUAUGAUUCAUUCCCUUCGUAGCUACAUGUAUUUUAGUAUAG
Messenger RNA from Penicillium samsonianum, 2630 nucleotides. RefSeq names its product DnaJ and TPR domain protein. Gene Ontology annotation, molecular function: protein binding. The record is from RefSeq and is a predicted model, not a curated record. The coding region runs from base 1 to 1950 and encodes 649 amino acids. NCBI's taxonomy places the organism in Eukaryota, Fungi, Ascomycota, Eurotiomycetes, Eurotiales, Aspergillaceae. The transcript is spliced from 3 exons.